Messenger RNA from Haliotis rufescens (red abalone), 5647 nucleotides. RefSeq names its product serine/threonine-protein kinase SIK1-like. The record is from RefSeq and is a predicted model, not a curated record. The transcript is spliced from 9 exons. Gene Ontology annotation, cellular component: cytoplasm. Lineage: Eukaryota; Metazoa; Mollusca; Gastropoda; Lepetellida; Haliotidae. The coding region runs from base 147 to 3203 and encodes 1018 amino acids. Gene Ontology annotation, biological process: protein phosphorylation; intracellular signal transduction; microtubule cytoskeleton organization. Gene Ontology annotation, molecular function: ATP binding; protein serine/threonine kinase activity; tau-protein kinase activity.
CGUCACAGAGGAUUUAGGCUGCUAGCGCCAUGCAAGUUGUGAUUGAGUGAAAGAUGUCGGCUUGUAAAGGUAGAACAGUUCUUCACACUCGCUUUAAAACUAUGUGGAGUAAAGAAAUAUGCAGCUUUAUCCUCUGACACGGAGAUAUGGUCAUGGCCGACCGAGCCAAGGGGCAGAUCCGGGUAGGAUUUUACGAUAUCGAACGCACGAUCGGAAAAGGCAAUUUCGCUGUUGUAAAACUAGCGAAACACCGAAUCACCAAAACUGAGGUGGCCAUUAAGAUUAUUGAUAAGACCCAGCUGGAUGAGGCAAACUUGAAGAAGGUCUACCGUGAAGUUCAGAUCAUGAAACUCCUGUCACAUCCCCACAUCAUCAAGCUCUACCAGGUGAUGGAGACUAAGAACAUGCUGUAUUUGGUGUCGGAGUACGCACCCAAUGGGGAGAUUUUUGAUUACAUCGCCCAACAUGGUAGAAUGGCCGAACCUGAAGCACGGACCAAAUUUUGGCAAAUCAUCUCAGCUGUGGAGUACUGUCAUAAUAGGAGGAUUGUACACAGAGACCUGAAGGCAGAAAACCUACUUUUAGAUGGCAACAUGAACAUCAAGAUUGCAGACUUUGGUUUUGGCAACUUUUUCAAGGCGGGCGAGCAGCUGGCGACCUGGUGUGGGAGUCCCCCUUAUGCCGCCCCGGAGGUGUUCGAGGGCAAGAAGUACCUCGGACCUCAAAUAGACAUCUGGAGUCUGGGAGUUGUGCUAUAUGUACUGGUCUGUGGAGCUCUACCUUUUGAUGGGCCAAACCUGCAAACAUUGCGUGAUCGUGUGUUGUCUGGUCGGUUCCGAAUCCCUUUCUUCAUGUCAACAGAAUGUGAGCAUUUAAUCCGACGGAUGUUGGUGCUUGACCCGAGCAAACGCUUCACAAUGGAACAUAUCAAGAACCACAGAUGGAUGCAACUGGACGGCGGUCAGCCCAAGCAACCGCCUCCAAGUCCCAUCAUCGGCUACAACGCCAAGGUCGGGGAGUUCAAUGAGCAGAUCCUCCGAAUCAUGCAAAGUCUCGGCAUCGACCAGAAGAAGACGAUGGAGGCUCUGCGCAAUGAUUCUUACGAUCACUACACGGCAAUCUACUAUCUUCUACUUGAUCGACUGAGACAUCAUCGCAGCAGUUACCCAACCGAGAACCGAGUCGAUGCCCGCCGCCGACGCCCAAGCACGAUAGCAGAACAAGCCAUGAUGAGGAGUAAGCCCCCCCCAGGGAGCAUGCAUCGUCCGUCACUGGGUAGUGUGAAGCAAGGAGUGUUCAGUAGGACCACCGACUGUGCCAGUCCGCCGGUUCAACCCCCUCAGUUAUUGGCUGUUGUGAAACAUCCGACCUUAGACUUUGACCUUGUUCCGCCUACUGGCAUCCCUCACUGUUUACACGAUAUCCUUCCUCCGCCCUUCUUGAAAACAAUGCAAUCCGUGGCGGGUCAUGUGAUCACGACGUCUAUUGACGAAGGCGUUGAGGUGGACAUUUUAGAUAGAGACUCACAGAGUGACUUACAUCAUCGACAAUCCGUGGACGGGAACGUGAUGGCCCCGGCGCUCGUGCCCAGCUGCAUGUAUGGAGAUAUAAGCAAUUUACUCAGCAAUAACAGUAGCACGUCUCUCAACGCGGCAGGAUCGUUACAGUCUCCCUUCGCAAGUUUUGAUUCCUCCUUAGAGGCCGAUGUCAAUUCUAGUCUCACGUCCUGUGUUCAGAGUAGUUUCAGUUCAUGUGCGUACAAUGCAUCCAUCCCUGUGUAUUCUAGUGGAAGUAACUGUAGUAAUGGUGGCCAUGGUAACCCGAGUCUGCUGCAGGUGGGCACUCGGUGUAACAGUCCGUCGUCCACGAGCGUGGCGUCGAAUCCCGGUGAUACAAACAUAAACACGCAAGGGGCUGAUGAGCCUACUCAAGAUCGGAGUCAGACCCGAUCACCUGUGAAUUUCAGAGAAGGGAGGCGAGCGUCUGAUGGACUCGUAGCGCAGGGAAUAAUAGCAUUCCGACAGCGUUUGCGAGAAAGUAUGCGAGCGAAAGGUAUGGUUGAGCUGCGGCAGGAACAUCAGCAGCUCCAGAACAUGUUUCAGCAACAAAUCCCGGUGCCUCCCCAUCCCCAUUCCUUGCCCCACCGCAAGCUGUCGGCUCCCCACCACCCGUCCUUCAGACAAUGGUCGCUUGAUGAGCAGCCCGUGCAUCCUCCAAGAAGACGUCCCCUGAUGAAGCGGAUGAGUUUGCCGUCGGAGAGCUUCGACAUCCAGCCUCAUCGCCUCCUGGCACUCAAGCAGUCCAUGCAGCUGGAGCAGCAGAUGGACCGAGUAGGCAGCCAGGACAACGUCCUCCAUCAGGGAGGGGCAGGAGCAGGGGCAGGAGCAGGAGCAGGAGCAGGAGGAGGCUACGGGGGAAUGGAGUUCCACAUGACCAAUAAGCCUCUUCAGCAUCAGCUGAUGCAACAUCGACUGCAGCAGAAAAGACAGACGUUUCAGAAACAUGGUCAGCUAAGCAGUCAGUUUCAGCAGCUUCACAUCGACCCACAGAACAUGCCGGUCAUCGACUUUGGGCAAAGUGGACCGGGUCAGUCGGGGUUACAGAGCUAUCAGUACCCCGAGAAUCUCAUCUCCCAGCCUCAUCAAGACCUCGUCACCUCAACUGGCUUCUCCUCCCCCCUCCCUCUCACAACACUUGACGUCGCUACCCCCAUGCCACAGGAAAUUCUCAACCCCAUGAUUUCCCAGCCAAACGCUUCACAAGGAUACUCCUCUCCCGAGGCUCAGUACCUGCCGUGGACUCCCCUCAAGCGAGCAGACGCGGCCAUUUUGGCUCAGCUGGAACAAGGAACGGCACUGAAAUCGAAGGAGUCCAAGUCACCUUGGAUGAGAUACCAGGAGACCUCAGAACAGGGGUCACAGCUGAGUCAUGACAACAGCAUGACCUCCAUUUCAACGGAUCCUCCUGUUUCUAAAGCAGACUUUGACCAUCUGUUCAAGGCAAUGCCUGUCCCUGCUAUUCACGAAUCGUCUAAAAUGUCCUCCUUUCACAUGCAUCGGAAUGUGAAUGAUAGCCCGGUCUACGCAAGUCCUUCUCUAAUCGGUGCAGGCACAGUUGUCGGGGAACGUGUUAACGAUGGAAUCGAACAUGCAACCCAAGCCUACUUCGGACCACUGACUGAAGAACACAUGGACUUGACCUGAUCCUCCUCUCUCAACGAAUGGUGUCUUAGUGCUAUUAUGUAUCGUCAAAGCAAGCAUGUUACGGCGUGUUUAGUCAGAUUGCAAAUCAUAUCAUAAUGUGUUGUGCUACACCCUCUACAGCAUGGCAGUUGAACAUGGUGGACGUCAAAGUGUGCUACUAGCCAUAUACGUCACCUGGAUUUUUCUGUGAAAAUGUUUCAAUAGUGGGACAACUUUGAAGCUUCUGUGCAGAAAGACAGCAAGGGAUGCUGAGGUAAUUCAGGACAAUCAUCAUCGACACAAUCACUGUUGCCUUUAGUGGUACCUAGCAUCGGAGCAGAUGCGGGAGACUGGUACUGUUGAUGCGUCACCAUGGUUACCACUGUUGAGAGAUACUAAGUCAAUGGGAUAAAGGUUCAUAAUGAAUUUCUUAGAAUCGGAGAGUAAUUUCAAUAUAAAUUUGACAUGCCAAGUUCAAAAUUAUUAUUGAGUGGUAGUCAGACAUUUUGACAUUGAGAAAAGGGCUGUUGUUGUUAAGUGUUUUUUUUGUUAUAAUGAGGUUGUUUGUUUUAAAGAGGUGAAUUGUCUCUGGAUGUGUUUCUAGUAAGCAGGCUGAGACCAGGUUGUUGGUUAAACACCGACACUCUUUCCACAGACCACACAGACUGCAGGUGGAUACCAGGGAUUAUUUAAGCUGACAGGUCCAUAUUCAGGCCCCCAAGGCUCCAACAAAUAGCAGUCAAAAUUCCUAAAUUUGAAUUUCAAAUUUUCGGAUUCAUAUCAUUAUAGAUACAACCUUUUACGAGGCCUUGAGGAGGUAACUUGCAUUUCACUGAUACAACAGGAGGAUUUGAUACCUGGUUCCACAUUAUUGCCUAAUGCAAUGAUAAAUGCAAUGUUUAAUCUCUCAAUGUAGGAAAAUAAGUUUUAAAAGUCCCUAUUUUGAACAAAAUAUUUUUGUUCUCCAAAUUUGCCUGCCAUGGUCACUUUUUGAGUCCAAGAUAAAUUCCUGUUUCUGGUAAUGAAGACGAUUCACUUGAAGACAAAUCACCUUAUAGUUGUAGAACAGCAUUUCACGUACAUAUUGCAUAGCCCACUGUGCAAGCCUCUCAUCAGAUGAGGGGAUGGACGAAGAGGACCAGGUGGUGUUGAGAUCGGGCAAUGAAACUAGACGGGGAUGCCUUGCACUCCUGCCUUCCACAGCUGGGGGGAGUACAAAUACAAGUAGGAGUAAAGCUACUGUGUCAUUUAUUUGUCAUUGACAUUAUUGUCGUAUCUUUGUGAUAAUUGUUGCCAUGAUGAAAGUUGUAAAUCACAAUGUGAACACUUCAGCUUGGCUGUGGACCAGGGGAGAUAACUCUUCAUGUUUUAGUAAACAGAUACUCCUGGGCCACUGAUUUGUCACGAUGUCCUACUUAUUCGAGUCGUCGAUAUUCAUCUGAAGUGUAUAUUUAAUUUAGAAGCUAAAAAAACUCUGGCCAAAAUAAAAUUCUAUGUGUUCGUUAGAAAAUUUGAAUCAAACGUUGCUGUGGACAUGUUUGGACUGACCUUGACCUUGUGUGAGCUGGUUCGCCGGUUGAUGGAGACUCCUCAUGAAGGGCUGAAUCCUGCAGGUUCGGGAUGGCUAUCUCAUUCUCUCAUCAAUAUUCUUUCUUCAUUUUCACAUUCGAUUUUCACUGUACCUGGUCAUAUACGCUUGGUCAUGGAAAAGUUGAGAAUAUUUUCACCUUGGAUUUUCUAUAUCUGGUCACGGUAGGGUUGGGGACGGGUUCACCUGAGAAUUUCUAUAUCUGGUCAAGGUAGAGUAGGGGAUGUGUUCACCUGAGAUUUUCUAUAUCUGGUCAAGGUAGGGUCGGGACAUGUUCACCUGAUAUUUUCUAUAUCUGGUCAAGGUAGAGUAGGGGAUGUGUUCACCUGAGAAUUUCUGUAUCUGGUCAAGGUAGGGUCGGGGACGGGUUCACCUGAGAAUUUCUAUAUCUGGUCAAGGUAGGGUCGGGGACAUGUUCACCUGAGAUUUUCUAUAUCUGGUCAAGGUAGGGUCGGGGACAUGUUCACCUGAGAUUUUCUAUAUCUGGUCAAGGUAGGGUCGGGGACGGGUUCACCUGAGAAUUUCUAUAUCUGGUCAAGGUAGGGUCGGGGACGGGUUCACCUGAGAAUUUCUAUAUCUGGUCAUGCUCAGAUGGAAUAUUUUCAUCCCGGGAAUCGGUUGAUCCUGUUAGGGAAAAGUUUCUAUUUUCCUAUUACAUAUAAUGCCCCCUUGUUGAUUGUGUCCACCAGAAAGACCUGCGUACCCGGGACAAUCCUCUGUGAACGUGAAUAAAGAAGUUCAAGUGCUCAGUCACUAAAGUACUCACGGAAAUGAAAAAAACCUGUUUUUCACAAUUUAAAAAUCGACACAAAGUGUUACGUAGCUGUAAAUACGAAAUAACAAAACAACUCGAAAAGUACUAGUCUGGAUUUGCUAG